Messenger RNA from Pelobates fuscus (common spadefoot toad), 1560 nucleotides. RefSeq names its product melatonin receptor 1A (gene MTNR1A). The transcript has 2 exons. The record is from RefSeq and is a predicted model, not a curated record. Bases 155 to 1207 code for a protein of 350 amino acids. NCBI's taxonomy places the organism in Eukaryota, Metazoa, Chordata, Amphibia, Anura, Pelobatidae. Gene Ontology annotation, molecular function: melatonin receptor activity. Gene Ontology annotation, cellular component: plasma membrane. Gene Ontology annotation, biological process: G protein-coupled receptor signaling pathway.
UAUCUUAUAGCCACUUUCUCACAUCGCCUUUAAAUCGGACAAAAGACGAAAUGAAGCAUGAUAUGAACUAAAGCUACCUGUCUCAAGGAAUACACGUACUCUACAAGUGUCAUCUUCUGGUAGAACCAACCUGGAAUCCGUCAAUCAGUGGAAAAUGAGAGUCAAUGUAAGCACAUUGAAUGGAUCCCUGCAUGUCCCCAAAGAUCUGACACUGGAUCGUCCGCCCUGGGUAGCGACUGCCCUGGCUGUCAUACUCAUCUUUACCAUCGUCAUUGAUAUUUUGGGGAAUCUUCUCGUUAUACUCUCUGUUUUCAGAAACAGAAAGCUCAGGAACGCAGGAAACUUAUUUGUCGUAAGUCUCGCCAUUGCAGAUUUGGUGGUGGCCAUCUAUCCAUAUCCCUUGGUGCUGACAUCAAUAUUUCACAAAGGAUGGAAUUUAGGGUACCUCCACUGCCAGAUUAGUGGAUUUCUGAUGGGGAUAAGCGUCAUCGGAUCAAUAUUUAACAUUGCUGGAGUUGCAAUCAAUCGCUACUGUUACAUAUGUCACAGCCUCAAAUACGACAAGUUGUACAGUGACAAAAAUUCCUUAUUUUAUGUGAUACUAAUCUGGGUGCUAACCUUCAUUGCCAUUUUGCCAAACCUCUUUGUUGGAUCAUUACAGUAUGAUGCCAGGAUAUACUCAUGUACAUUUUCACAAUCUGUAAGCUCAGCCUACACCAUAGCGGUGGUGUUUUUCCAUUUUAUACUACCAAUAACUAUAGUAACUUUUUGCUAUUUACGUAUAUGGAUUUUGGUAAUUCAGGUGAGACGUAGAGUAAAACCAGAUAACAAACCUAAAUUGAAACCUCAUGAUUUCAGGAACUUUGUCACAAUGUUUGUAGUUUUUGUAUUGUUUGCAGUCUGUUGGGCACCUUUGAACUUCAUAGGUCUUGCUGUUGCUGUUAAUCCAGACACAAUCUUACCUAGAAUUCCAGAAUGGUUGUUUGUUGGCAGUUAUUACAUGGCAUAUUUCAACAGUUGCCUUAAUGCUAUUAUUUAUGGACUCUUGAACCAAAAUUUCAGGAGAGAGUACAAGAGGAUAAUUAUUUCUCUUUGUACAGCAAAGUUGUUCUUUCAAGAAAGUUCUAACGAUGGGGCAGAGAAGAAUAAGAGCAAGCCCUCACCAAUGCUGACAAAUAACAAUCAGGUAAAGGUGGAUUCGGUUUAAAAAUAGCUGAGAUUUCAGAAAUUCCAGAAUACCAGUCUAAGUAGAAAAUAUGUAUGUGCGUACAGAUAUGUUCACACACACAUUAGUAUAUACAGUAUUUAAUGUAAAUAUAAUGUGUGUCUAUAUACAUACACGACAGCAAACCCCAUUAUUGUACCCAAUGACAUACUAAAGGACUCAAAAUGCCACCAUAUGUGCUGAAUCAUCUCCUGAAUUGGAGAGUCCUCAGCACUAAUCAAUAAGACAAAUUAACUUGUUUAAUGUAUUUCAUUAAAUGUAUAAUAAUUUAAAAUGACAGAUUCUAAGUAUAUACAAAAUCUCCAACCAAUCAGGUGACAGAAGCCUGUCAGUCA